Melanotaenia boesemani (Boeseman's rainbowfish) is the source of this 906-nucleotide messenger RNA. Its product is annotated as G2/M phase-specific E3 ubiquitin-protein ligase-like. The transcript is spliced from 4 exons. The record is from RefSeq and is a predicted model, not a curated record. The coding region runs from base 1 to 906 and encodes 301 amino acids. NCBI's taxonomy places the organism in Eukaryota, Metazoa, Chordata, Actinopteri, Atheriniformes, Melanotaeniidae. Gene Ontology annotation, molecular function: ubiquitin-protein transferase activity.
AUGAUAGAGGUCCAGACCUCACUGGGGAUUUUUGAGGGAAAGACUGGCCAGGUCUUUCUUAGUUAUGACCAAACAGCAUUAGACCAACGUAAAUAUUAUAAAGGCGGCAACCUAAUUGCUUGGUCGAUUGCACAUGGAGGUCCAUGUAUCAAAGCCCUGGAUCCCAGCCUCUUCCAGCUGAUGUGUGGCCAGGACCCUCCAUUGGAGGAGUUUGACUGGAGUGUGCUGCCUGACCAAGAUGUGCAAAGCAAUGUCAAAAAGAUCUUACAGGUCAAGACUACAGGGGACCUUGCAGCACUCCAGCAAGACCUUGGGGACUGGAUUGCUGAAUGUGGCGUUCCAGGCAUAUUUACAGCCACUAUUGAAGAUGUACCAAAAAUCUAUGCAUACGUUGUGAAGCACUACAUCUUUCUCAGAACAGCCAAGAUGAUCAAUCAAUUCACUGAUGGAAUGAAUGCAUUUGGAAAGCUGUGGGACCUGGUGAGAAGCAACUGGAUUGCCUUCCUACCGUUGUUCACAAACAUGCAAGAACCUCUGUCAAAGGCGGCCUUCAAAGCCAUCUUUACUUUCAGCUACAGCAGGAGAGGGAGCAAUCAUCGUGAAGCAGAGGAGGACACCAUCUACUGCUGGGAGAUGGUCCUGAACAUGAUUGAAGACAAAGUGACCAAUUUAAGAUUUGAAGAUCUCCUCAUUUUCAUCACUGGAGCAGAUGAAGUCCCUGCCCUUGGCUUUCCAAGUAAACCGUGCAUUGACUUCUUUGAACAGGAGGCAGGCCAGCACCGUUUGCCGUAUGCUUCAACCUGCAGUAUGACAAUAUACUUGCCACGGGGUGUCACACAGGAAGAGGAUCUACACCAGAUGCUUUCAAUGGCCAUAAAGGAAUCCUUGGGAUUUGGAAAAGUUUAA